Funneliformis geosporum is the source of this 130-nucleotide messenger RNA. NCBI's taxonomy places the organism in Eukaryota, Fungi, Glomeromycota, Glomeromycetes, Glomerales, Glomeraceae. The record is from the annotation of a GenBank genome assembly.
GUUGCGUCUGUCUUCCGAACUGUCAGAUUUAUUGCAUAGUGAAUAUGACGAUAUUCUUAAUUCUAAUGAAUUUUCUGAUACAGAAAUCUUGAUUGGAGAAGAGCCCGAUACAAAAGAUUCUCAAAAAUAG